Molecule: messenger RNA, 1062 nt
Organism: Amphibalanus amphitrite
Lineage: Eukaryota; Metazoa; Arthropoda; Thecostraca; Balanomorpha; Balanidae
Product: scavenger receptor cysteine-rich domain-containing group B protein-like
Exons: 4
Cellular component (GO): membrane
Source: RefSeq, a predicted model, not a curated record
AGCUCCACCGUGAACAGCACCUGCGGCCCGGAGUCCAGCUGUACGUGCCAGGCCGGCUUCUGGAACUAUCGCAACCAGGAGUGCCGUCCCGAGGUGGUUCUCGGAGGCGGCUGCCUGUACCAGGAGGACUGCAGCUCACAUAACCCGGUGACCGUGUGUGAGGAGGGCCUCUGCUCCUGCCCGUCCGUCACCGUCGACAACACCACGUAUCGGCUCGCCGGCGGGCCGGACGUCUGCUCCGAGGGCCGGGUGGAGCUGCGCGCCGCCGCCGCCGCCGCCGGCUGGCACCACGUCUGUGACGACUUCUGGGAGACGGAGGACGCCACGGUGCUCUGCCGUUCGCUCGGCUUCAGUGUGGGGACGGCAGUCUGCUGCAGCCUGUUCGGGUUCGCCGGCACCGGCGCCCUCUACGCCAUGGACGACGUGGCCUGCCUGGGAGCCGAGCCGAGCCUGAUGGCCUGCGCACACCUCAGCCAGCACAACUGCGACGACACUGAGGUGGCAGCGGUCCGCUGCGCCUGAGCGCCGAGUCAAACAGCAGUCCGCUGCGCCUGAGCGCCGUCACCGAGCACUGCGCCUGAUCACCGAGUCACACAGCGGUCCGCUGCGCCUGAUCACCGAGCGCUGCGCCUGAGGGCCGGCCGAAGCUGGGGUCGGAGCGGGGAGUGGGGACGGGGCGCGGAGCCGGUCCGCAGCGAUGCACUGGUUUCCGGAGCACCGCACGGAGUGACGGUCGGAGGUCCAUGACCCCGCGUAGAAACUUGCCCUCUGUAGACUGCGGUAUCGCGCCCCAAGGCACAUAUCCGUACCAUACUGCGCUCACCGUUUCUUAGCAUUAUUUUUUGUUUUCAUAUUAUGAAGAAAUCACGCACGGAUUUUAUCAUGUAGCUAAUGCCAAAUUAUUUCACUUAACUUUAACCUUAGGCCAACACUCAAAUUACGUCGUUUGCAGCAAAGACGUGUAUCACUCGACACGGCUGGACAAUGGACGUGACGAACGUGACGAUACAAACAUCUUCGCACCCCAAACUUUUCAGCCGAAAUAAAUGAGAAAAACAAAAC